GGACAUGCUGACGAUCAUAUUUCGUCGAAAGCGGGUAUUAAGAGAGGUUGGAACCUUAACCGGGGUUACACCGUGAAUUGUACCGAAACCAAGUUAGUUAUCACAAGUCUAUAUGAGGACAAGCUCAAAUUACAGGUCUAUAUGUACUGA
Messenger RNA from Funneliformis geosporum, 150 nucleotides. The record is from the annotation of a GenBank genome assembly. Lineage: Eukaryota; Fungi; Glomeromycota; Glomeromycetes; Glomerales; Glomeraceae.